Molecule: messenger RNA, 3510 nt
Organism: Epinephelus lanceolatus (giant grouper)
Lineage: Eukaryota; Metazoa; Chordata; Actinopteri; Perciformes; Serranidae
Gene: il17ra1a
Product: interleukin 17 receptor A1a
Molecular function (GO): interleukin-17 receptor activity
Source: RefSeq, a predicted model, not a curated record
UAGAUAGCAGGAAGUUUUACUGUUAACAACACGACCGUCAGUCACUUACUCUCUCUCUCAGUGUGUUUUCUCUUUAGUGUGGACCUCUGUCUGAAAUGUUUUUUUAAUGGCAGGGACUUAGACUGACAGUAUUCUAACUUCAUAAUGAUAGUUCUUCGAGCAGUUUUGGUUUUUGUGUGUGUGUCGCUGUCGUGCGCGGUGAGGGUUUCAACAUGGCCUCCCCUCAACUGCUCCAGACAGGGUUUGAAGUGCAGAGUCAACACCAGUAACUGUAUGGACAGUGAAUGGCUCCGUGUGCAUCAGUACACUCCCAGCAGUCCAGAGGGGCUGCAGGUGUCUGUGGACACCAGGCGGGAUGAGGCAGGACAGCUUCAGCCUGUCCUGAUGGCAAACUGGACGAUAAGGGAUGAUGGCAGCAUCGCUGGGCUGAAAGCCACCGAGCUUCAUGUUCUGGUAAUCACCACCAACCAGAACCUUUGUGUUCGAUAUUCUUUCGAAGACAGGCUCCCAAUGAGGAGUCCAUCAGGGGAGAAGUGGUCAUUCUCAGCUAACAUGCUGGUGCUGGACCCUGGUCAAAAAUACCAUGUCUCUGUCUUCAACAUCCCCAAACCAGAGAUGGGCCACAGCAUGUACGACAUCAGCAGAGAUGUCAGCGUUCCUGAUUGUCAAGAUCCCAGAAUGCAGAUGACCCAGUUUUGCAUAGAGAGAGGAAGUCUGUGGCAGCCCAACAUCAGUCUGACUCCGAUCACUGCAGUCAGUGGAAGAUCUGCACUGGCUGUCAGCUUCACUCCUGAUACACUCUGUGAGGAGUACAUAGUCAUUGUUAAGUGCUCCACUACCCAGCAUGUAGUCCGUACAUACAAGGCUAAUCAGACGACCCUGAAUGUAACAUUCAGCCUUGAUAAAUGGCCGAGAUCUUGCUGCCAGUUUGAUGCUCAGAUCAGUCCUCUUUUCCCACAAUGUGGCCCGGACUGCGUCCGUAGAAAGAGAACUCUGGAUAUUUGUCCUGCGGUGCCAACAGAUGCCCCCGAUGACCCUGUGUACCUGUACAUUUUUGUCGCCCUGGGAGUGGCAUUAAUGUGUGUUGUGAUGGCAGUUACUAUGUACAUCUUCUGCCGAAAGCGAGGCAAACCUGUUGAUCUUGGAGCACCUGUCAGACAGAAGAUACCGUGGGAGCAGCAGCUUAACCAAUCUCCCAAAGUGCUGGUCAUCUACUCCCAAGACCACCACCUCUACAGGGAUGUAGUGCUAAAGCUCUGUGCCUUUCUCCAGGCCAAGUGUGGCACCAAGGUGCUGGUGGACCUGUUAGACACCACCUCGGUCGGAAUGGUGGGGCGCAUUUGCUGGCUUGAGUGGCAAAGACAACAGCUUAAAAAUCCUUCAGACAAAAUCCUGGUGCUGUGCUCGCAAGGAGUACAGGCAAAGUGGAAGGCCAUGUGCGGUCAAGGCCGGGUGACACUGAGGGAAGAUGUUCUCUCCCCUACUGACGAUAUGCUCACUCCCUUUCUCAAACUCUUCCUACCUGAUAUGUACCAGCCAGGCAUGCAGGGCAAGUACGUGGUGGCUUACUUUGAUGACAUAAGUAGCGAUCAAGAUGUGCCAUCAGUUUUUGACAUCACAGUCAAAUACAAGCUGAUGAAGCAUUUUGAAGAGCUGUACUUUCGCAUCCUAGACAUGGAGAAGUAUCAACCAGGUCAGGUCAACCAUAUCAAAGGCAUUGGCGGAGAUGAUUAUUUUGAGUGUCCCUCAGGUAAAGCCUUAAAGAAUGCCAUUGAAACCUUCCAGGCCUACCAGGUGGAAAAUCCUGAUUGGUUUGAGAAGGAGUGUGUGGAGAGUGAGGAGGAGGUCAAGACUGAGGCUAACCCACUCAUUGACCAGCUGCAGAUCCCUCCAGUCCUAGAGUGUGUUCCUUUAAUUAGGGAGGGGCCUCCUGUAUACAUCCAUGAGGUAGAAAUCCAUGAAAAUUGCGACAGUGUUCAUGUCCUUACACCUGAACUGAACCCAGAGCGCGAGCUGUCAUCAGUGGUAGAACUUACUCCAGCAGUGUACCCCGAGUUUGAACAUCAGUAUCCGUCAAAUCUGAGUGAAGUGUGGCCAGAUCACCUUUACCCUCACAGCCCCAGUCCAUCUGUCUACAUAGCGGAACCUGUUUUGAACAGCCUUCAACCACCAAGACAGAACUGGCUCUCCCUCAAGGAAGAAUCUGUGGGUCAAAUUUCCACCGAGGAGGAGGAGGAUUCCCUGCUACCUAUCAGCCAACUCUCUGCUCAUUCGUACCAGAGAAGCUUGGCCCAACACAACUCACUGGACUCAACACCUCAAGAAUUCUCUUGUACCAGCAUGCAGAGUGAAUAUCUCCCUCCAUCUGAAAUCAGCCACUCUCAGCCUGUGGAGAUGGAGGAGGAUGAGGUUCUGGAACCCAGUGGAAAGGGUCCAAGCAGUGGAUCUGAUCAAGGCUACAUCUCCAAAAUGUCCUCCCAGCAGGAACCCCCUUUCAAAGAGGAUCCACUGGUGGCUCUGCGAAGGCUGCAGGAGGAGCUGUUUCAUAAUGCAUACUCAGACUUAGAUCCUGAAGGGUACUGAUACUCUCAGUCCAAAGUCUAUCCAUCCAUUCAUCCAUCUAUUUUUAUCCGCUUACCCAGGGCUGGGUCGUGGGGGCAGCAGGCUGAGCAAGGUACUCCAGACAUCCCUCUCCCCAGCAUAAUUUUCCAGCUCCUCCUUUGAGAUCCCAAGGCAUUCCCAGGCCAGAUGAUAUAUUUAAUCCAUCUAGCAUAUUCUGGGUCUGCCAUGGGGUGUCCUACCAGUUGGACAUGCCCAGAAAACCUCUAAUGAAAGGAAGCAUCCUGAUCAGCUGCCUGAACCACCUCAACUGGCCCCUUUCAACAUGAAGGAGAAGCGGCUCUACCCUAGGCUCCUCUGGAUAUCUGAGCUCUUCACUCUAUCUCUAAGGCUGAGCACAGACACCCUACAGAGGAAACUCAUUUUGGCUGCUUGUGUGCAUGAUAUCUUCUUAUCAGUCACUACCCAAAGCAUAUCACCAUGGGUGAGGGUUGGGCUUUUAAUGGCUUCAGAAUUGGAGGUACUGACUCUCAUCCUGACUGCGUCACACUCGGCUACAAACCACCCCAGUGUCUGCUGAAGGUCACAGUCUGACCAUGACCAGUCCAAAAUCUACACUUAUAAAUAUGCACUAAACCCUCAACGACUUUAACCAGCAUCACCUGAAUGUAGGAAGGUUUAAGUGCUCCAAACAAAGACAUGUUUCUGUGACCAGUAAAGUGUGGGGCCUGUACGUAACAUAUCCAAUGUUGAUGAGUUUUAGAAUAUGUUGUUUGAUCAAAACAGAUUCAGACAAAUCACUGUGAUCAUGCCGUAGAACAAAGAAGUAGACACAGUGGCUGCAAUGAAUGUGUAGGUUUAUUUGUCAGUUUUGUCAAUGGGUUGUGAAUAUGUUGUCAAUUGAUUUCAAAGGUGUGUAUGUCAUCCGAAAAAAAUUGUUACGCACAGAAA